CUUUUCCAGUCUCAUCUUUGCUUCACACAACAGCAGAGGUCCUUGACUAUCGCCAACCUUCUCGUUCUUCGUACUCUUGUUCCAACAUCGUUGCUUGCUUGCUUCAAUAUCUUUCUUACAACUUCACAUCUUGCUGUCGUUGACUACUUCGUCGUCAUUGCGUUUCCCUUUUGCCGGAUCACCUCAAGGUCUUCGUCGAAAGCUUCAACUACCAAGCACCAUGUCGGCCUAUGGUGCUUCCUCCUCUUCCGUCGCCAACGGCGCCGCUGUCGCCGGACCAGGCAUUCCUGGCAAGGUGCCUAUAGCUCCGUUGGGCGAGCCUCCGGUUCAUCCCAACGAGAGACCUAUCAGGUCUUAUCGCCGGUCUCGCUCAGGCUGCUUCACCUGUCGACUCAGACGGAAGAAAUGCGAUGAAACCCGGCGUUCCUGCGAGACGUGCACCAAGCUCGGGCUCAAAUGCGAAUACAAAAUUCCGCAUUGGUGGUCCACUGGUGAAAAGCGUCGCCGGCAGAAGGAUCGGAUAAAGGAUAGAAUCCGACAGACCAAGGUCAUGGAAAAGCACGGGUCCUUCCGGGAAUACAUGGAUCGAAUCCGCGCUCUCACCGAAAGAAGUCCAAAGACCUCGGAAAAGGAAUCCAAUCGGCCCAUGAUGGGGGAGCAGUACAACUGGGAUGCUCCCCUCUUGCCCCCGGCCACUCCGUGCAAUAUCAACGUCACCUCCGAGACGUUUAUCAGCCCCGGGUUUCCGUCGUCGCUCCAGGCUAGCUCGCCGUCGAGCAUGUCUUUCACCCCUGUGAACGCCCCUCAGGGGCCGAUGUCGAGCCAAAUGCAAUCCCAGCUGCCGUCUCCGAUGUCGACUCAGAUGUCUACUGACAUUCCUGUCCCGACCCAUGGUCUCUCGGUCGCAGCCCAGGCACCUGCCGAGACGGCUGUCCAGGUGACCACCGAGAUGGCUCCUCCGGCACCUGUCGAGAUGUCCACUCAGCUGCCGACUCAGGCAUGUACGGAGAUGACUACUCCGCAAUUGACAAGUCCGACACCUGCUGAGAUUGCUGCACAGCUGCCAAUUCAGCUGCAGACUCAGGUACGGACCCAGAUGCCGAUCAUCAUGCCAGUCCAAGUACCCCCCAGCCCUCAACUUCCCGUUGAUGGCUGGUUCGGAAUCAACAACCACAGCAUGAACCAGAACAUGAACAAUGACAUGAAUAACGGCAUGAGCACCAUGAACACCAUGAACAAUAUGAACGGCAUGGGCAUGAACAGCAUGAACCCUGUGAGCUCCAAUGGACUCAACAACUUUGGUCAGCUCCAGCACUAUCCCGCGAUGGAUGUCCCCGGUUUCGCAUACCCCUAUGGAUCUUUGCCGGUGCCUCUCCAGACUGUUAUUCCGCUGGAUGAGAAGGACAGUCCGUUUCUGGACCACUUUGUAGAGAACGUCCUCCGACUGGCCUUCCCCAUAGUCGAUCUUCACCAGGUUGGACAGUUCCGGCUGAAAGAAAUCUUUCGCAAUAUGCGGUUCAAUCGCUCCUUUUUGCACUGCUGCCUCAGCGUGUCAGCCAUCCAUAUGAAGACCAGUCUCGGGCUGGAAGACCAGAUGGACCAUGACAUCAUGAAGCAUCGGUAUGAAGCGAUUUCUCAGCUCUGUCGUGCCCUUGGUCGCGGGUACAAUCCAAUUACGGUCAUCGAUGCCACUCUCGGUAUGAUCUACUACCAUUGCAAGAUUAGCAACACCGACGACUAUCUGCCCGAUAUUCCAUGGAGUGCUCACUUUCUGGGAGUCGCCACUCUGGUGAAGAAGCUGCAGCAUUCUCCCUCGCAGUUCAACAUUUCUCUGAUCACCUGGAUCGAUAUCCUGGGUUCCACCAUGACGGGAACCACGCCUCACUUCGCGCACGCUUAUCGCACCAAGCACUUGAAAGGCUCUCUGUCGGGGCUGCGGGGCUUGAUGGGCUGUGACGACGGCGUGAUGUACCUCAUUUCGGAGAUCACCUGCCUUGAACAUCUUCGACUGGAUGGCGAAAUUAACGACGAGGACAUGAAAGGGCAUGUCGAUGCUUUGAGGGCUCAGAUCGAGUGGACUGAACCGACCGAUCGCUCCUUGCAACAUCCAUACACCUCCAAUGGGGCCGUAGGGGCGAUGUCUUUGACGAAGAACAUCACUUCCCUAUUCCGCAUCGCGGCCCGCAUCUACCUGGAAAGUCUCCUUCCGGGUUUCAGCCGUUUCGACUUUACCGUGACCGACUUGGUCGCCAUAUUUGCGGAUAAUUUGGAUUAUAUCCCUGGCGGUCUUCACGGAUAUGAUCGCUGCAUUGUAUGGCCCCUCUUCAUCGUGGGGGCCUACUCGACUCCUGCUUGCUCUUUCCGCCGUAUUCUAACGGACCGGAUUGCUGCCUUGGGGUAUCUGGGAGACUUCGCCAGCUUCGGCCGGAUGUAUCGCCUCCUGAGAGAGAUCUGGCUAGCGGCCGAAGGUCCCAUCACUUCGGCUUCGGAUGAUGAUGAAGAUGCUCCUGGCUCUCCGGAGUUCGUCGAUGGCGAUGCCACUAUCCGACCACCAGUUACUGAAACUCAGGAGCCUGCGAGAGAGGAGCUUCACUGGCGGGAGAUCAUGAAACGCAACAACUGGGAUUUCCUUCUCAUGUAAUUGACUUG
Molecule: messenger RNA, 2649 nt
Organism: Aspergillus steynii IBT 23096
Lineage: Eukaryota; Fungi; Ascomycota; Eurotiomycetes; Eurotiales; Aspergillaceae
Exons: 3
Coding region: 221-2641 (806 amino acids)
Biological process (GO): positive regulation of transcription by RNA polymerase II
Cellular component (GO): nucleus
Molecular function (GO): zinc ion binding; transcription cis-regulatory region binding; DNA-binding transcription factor activity, RNA polymerase II-specific
Source: RefSeq, a predicted model, not a curated record